AUGGCUCCUUCUCCCGCUCCUCACGACAGACCGUCGUUCUCUACUGAUCACGCCCCUGCGUCUUCGACUCAGCACGCGACUUCCUCGCCCUCCCAACAAAGAACUCUCGCUCCCACUGGAACCCCCAAUGCGACGGCACAUCGUUCAAGCAGCGGCAGCCCCAGAGGCGCUGCUCAAGCCCCCAAAUCAUCCCCCCCUAGCGCUUCCCGAAACGUCAACGGUGCCCCGAAGAUUGUCGUGAAGAAGGAGCCCAACUCCCCCGAUCUUCCGACCACUCGACACAGGCCACGCAAAUUGGACCUGUCCAACAAGGGUGCUCAUCCGGGCUCCAACACUCCCGGCACCGCCAGGCCCAUGACCGCUCGGGAGAACCUGGGCAUACAGGAAGUCGGUCUGGCAUGUCUGUCGCCUGGCUUUGUGACCCAAGACCCCGUCAUGAAGGAGCAGCUGCAACGCAGCAUGAGCGUGCGAGACCAGCAACGCAUGAUCAUCGAACAGAGAAUGCAGCAGCAGUCGGCAAAGGGCGACGGUCCCGACACCUCUGGCAAGGACCCUGUGUCGCAAUUUGCUGCCAAGACCCCCGGGUUGUCUCGCAGGAAUAAGGCUCAGCUUUCCAUUCUGCCGCCCUCGGCCGAAUCCUUUGCCAAUGAGCGCGUCAUCCAGUCUGCUCCCUUGGGUCACUCCUUUACUGGCCGUCAACACCCUGCACCUCUGACCCGCCACAUUGCAAACCAGCCGAACACGCUGUCCAACACUUCUCACAUUCACCACGUUCCCGCCAAUCAGACCAACAACCGUCUGCCUCCCAUCAGCGAUGUCUUCGGCCAGGUCUCUAGCCAUCCCGAGAACGCCCCCAACUCACUGUACCCUCAAAACAGUUCGCGCCCCCCGGCGACGUCGCCCGGCCAUGCUCCUCAGACGCAUCAAGGCCCUCCGGCCUCCGGGCGUGCGCGGGAGUACAAGUCCGCCGAAGAGGCGCAACACGAGAUUGCUGGAGGUCGCCCCGAACUCCUCCCCAAGAUCGUGCACUACGGAAACACUCACCAACCCCCUACGCCGCCCUCUCCCGCCCCGGGAAGCAGACUCGCCGAUCCCAGUCGCAGUGCCAGCCGGCGUCGCACCCGUGCCGAGUACGAGGACGGGAGCCCACCCUUGGGCCACGGACCCGCUCCUCAAAGGAGAGGACCGUUCGGCGCCGGUCGGGAUAGCCCCGAGAGCCAGAGGGCAAAGCGCGAUGAGUUCCUCAAGCUCUGCGAGAGGGCCUGGGACCUGUUCCACUCUUAA
This is a messenger RNA of Colletotrichum graminicola M1.001, 1284 nucleotides long. RefSeq lists its product as uncharacterized. The coding region runs from base 1 to 1284 and encodes 427 amino acids. The transcript has 2 exons. NCBI's taxonomy places the organism in Eukaryota, Fungi, Ascomycota, Sordariomycetes, Glomerellales, Glomerellaceae. The record is from RefSeq and is a predicted model, not a curated record.